Molecule: messenger RNA, 1174 nt
Organism: Physella acuta
Lineage: Eukaryota; Metazoa; Mollusca; Gastropoda; Physidae
Product: cilia- and flagella-associated protein 90
Source: RefSeq, a predicted model, not a curated record
UUGAGAGUAUAGCAACCAUAAGCGUCAAGAUGGAGGACACACCGACAGGACUUACUGUUGUGACUAAUACCGAUGUAUUCUUCUUAAAUGGAAGGCCGUGUGAACUGUCUGCAUUUUCCCAUAUUCCAGCAAAUCAUAUGAAUAUCCCAAGGGAAAGAAAUUACUUUAAUUCAACUGGAAAGGAUCAUUAUCCUGGUUCAAGAUAUGACAGAUUGUUUCAUAAAGAUAAUGGAUACAACAAUAAGCUUCACAGAGAUGACAGAGAUCACACAAAAUCAAGAGGGCUAAGAGUAAAUGAUGAGGAGAUUCAAAAAGAAGUCCCAACAUUAUCUUCAUCGAUUUAUGGAAAAAAGUUGAAUCUUCACGUUGAUAAACCAGACAGAAAGCAUGUUCGCAUAGGGCAUGUAAAGUCGGAGUUUUACAGGAGAAAUGGCGUUCCUAUCUCAUCAUUAGAAGUAUAGGUAGUUUAUCAAUUACUGCAUAAUUUGGUUUUCUGUGAUGAACAAUUUUUGUUAUUGUAUUUUUUAUUGUUGAGACUUGACAGUGAUUUAAUGCACAAUUUUAGACCUACUUCACUUUCAAGCUAGACUUUAUCCUCAAAUGAAAAAAGUAUUUUUGUAAAUUGUACUACAAGGCCUUGCACUCUUUUCCCAAAUAGGCUAUAAUUAUACACUGAAUACUGUUAUAUUCAUGCUUAACUGAUUUUAUUUCAUUUGAAAUUGUAAACACAUGCUCAGAAUUCUUGUUACAAUUAUAAAAUGUGCUGGGCUAUAAUAUUAUUAGUAGCUUACUUUAAAGUAACUUUUUUAAAGUGUUUCAGGCAUCUACUUAUUGUAAAAUGUAGUCAUAUAAUUCUGAAUCAUAAGCUUAUGUUCUUGUUGGUUUAUUUUGCAAGUGCUCCUGUGUGUACUUAUUAAACUAUGAUAACUUUAAUGAGCACAUUUUCUACCGAUGAGAGGAAUUAAUUCAAUUAGAAGGGAUUUACCAUGGGCCUUUACAAAUAGCAUUUUUGUAAAAAAGGAAUUUUGAUAAAAUUAUAGGUUGAAUAAAAUUAUUAAUUGAGUGUGCUCAAUGGAAAGGUUACUCCUUGAUCUUACAAUUACAUCCCCAUUGUUAAUAAAAGUAUUAAAUGGUAAUAUUUUGUUGUAAAAUUAAAAUGUCCACAGUAAUUACU